Messenger RNA from Syngnathus acus (greater pipefish), 821 nucleotides. RefSeq names its product ribosomal protein L23 (gene rpl23). Gene Ontology annotation, cellular component: cytosolic large ribosomal subunit; ribosome. Gene Ontology annotation, molecular function: structural constituent of ribosome; large ribosomal subunit rRNA binding. Lineage: Eukaryota; Metazoa; Chordata; Actinopteri; Syngnathiformes; Syngnathidae. The record is from RefSeq and is a predicted model, not a curated record. The coding region runs from base 76 to 498 and encodes 140 amino acids. The transcript has 5 exons. Gene Ontology annotation, biological process: translation.
AGAUUCCGACAAAACCCGGAUGAAGAAUAUUUCCCACAAUCCCCCGUCCCCUCGGUCUCUUUUCCUGUUGUCGCCAUGUCGAAGAGAGGACGUGGGGGUUCAUCCGGAGCGAAGUUCCGAAUCUCGCUGGGUCUUCCAGUGGGUGCAGUUAUUAACUGUGCCGACAACACUGGUGCCAAGAACCUGUAUAUCAUAUCAGUGAAAGGCAUUAAAGGGCGUCUGAACCGUCUGCCUGCUGCUGGUGUGGGUGACAUGGUGAUGGCAACUGUCAAAAAAGGCAAGCCUGAGCUUAGGAAGAAGGUGCAUCCUGCGGUCGUGAUCAGGCAGCGGAAGUCCUAUCGGCGAAAAGAUGGAGUCUUUCUCUACUUUGAAGACAAUGCAGGCGUCAUUGUAAAUAAUAAAGGUGAAAUGAAAGGUUCUGCCAUUACGGGCCCAGUUGCCAAGGAGUGUGCUGAUCUUUGGCCCAGGAUUGCAUCAAAUGCUGGCAGCAUUGCCUGAGUGACACUUGAUUUUCAAUAAAAAAUGUUGAUGGUGGAGCUAGUGUUGUCACUAUACCAACAUUUUUACUUCCUUCAUAAAGUACCUCGAUGCCGGUACCAAAAUGGUUCCUGGACAAAAAUCUAAAAGUCAGCGAGAUACAAACUUUCACCCAAGCUUUUGUGCAUAAAACUCCUCAUGCUUACCUACAAAUUGAGAUUUGUGGCUCUGUUUCCAUGCAUAGAGGAUGUUACAGAUGUUCCCUGCUUGAAAAACAUUCUUGGUCUGUGACAUGCACUCACUUAACAUAUGUAAUCCUACAAUAAAGUGAUAUCUACAGUUGA